Paramecium tetraurelia is the source of this 1974-nucleotide messenger RNA. RefSeq lists its product as uncharacterized. The record is from RefSeq and is a predicted model, not a curated record. Gene Ontology annotation, molecular function: thiamine pyrophosphate binding; transketolase activity. The transcript is spliced from 7 exons. Lineage: Eukaryota; Ciliophora; Oligohymenophorea; Peniculida; Parameciidae.
AUGUCAGACAGAGUGACUAGAAAAGGAAAGAGUUAACCACAGAAGGAGGAACCAAAGCAAGCCAAGAAGUAGAAGGUGCAAAAGGAGAGUUAUGAUGUGGUCCAAUUGCAGGAUAUAGCUCAUCAAUUGAGGAUACAUUCAAUUGAGAUGACAAUAGCAUCUAACUCUGGACAUCCAACAUCAUGUGCAUCUAUGGCGGAAAUCAUGGCAGUGCUAUUUUUCACGAAGGCAGGAAUGCAUUUUAAUCCAAAGGAUCCAGGAAAUUUCGGAAAUGAUAGAUUCGUUCUUUCGAAAGGUCAUGCAGCUCCAAUUCUGUAUGCUGCUUGGUCGAUGGUUGGUUAUAUUGAUAAGGCAGAAUUAUUGAAUUUGAGAAAGAUCGAUUCCCUUUUGGAAGGUCAUCCAGUUCCAAAAUUGCCUUUUGUCGAUGUAGCUACAGGAUCCUUGGGAUAGGGAUUGUCAGUUGCAGGCGGUAUGGCUUAUUCAUCAAAAUUCUUGGACAAAAUCGACAAUAGAUACUGGGUGUUGAUGGGAGAUGGCGAGACUGCCGAGGGAUCAGUGUGGGAAGCAGCUCAUUUAGCAAGUCAUUACAAAUUGGACAACCUUACAGCAAUCGUAGAUGUAAAUAGAUUGGGACAAUCUGAAGAGACCUCAAUUGGACAUGAUACUAAUGUUUAUAAGAAGAGAUGGGAGGCAUUUGGAUGGAAGACCAUUGUGGUUGAUGGACACAAUUUGAAUUCAUUAACUGAUGCUUUUGAAUAAUGUAGAAAUGUGAAGAAUUAACCACAAGUUAUAAUUGCCAAAACAUUCAAAGGCAAACAUUUGGAAAUGGAGAACAAAGAGGAUUGGCAUGGAAAACCAGUCCCAUAAGCAUAAGUGGACUUUGUCAAAAAACAAAUGAAGUAAUAAGAUGGGUUCACACUCGCCCCAGAGGUCCCCACUUCAAUAGACAGACCUUAAUAAAGUCAUUUCACAGUGGAAGUCAAUUAUGCAGUUGAUGGCAAGUAAUCAACUAGAGAAGCAUACGGAAAAGCUUUGGUGGGUUUGAGUAAAUCAGAUGCUAAUUAACAAAUUGUGGCAGUAGAUGGAGACACCAAAAAUUCAACAUUCUCAAUCAAAUACAAAGAGGCAGUCCCAACCAAUUUUGUAGAGUGUUUCAUAGCUGAAUAAAAUAUGGUCGGUUGGGCCUAAGGAUUCAGUUGCAGAGGCAAAGUAGCAUUCGCAUCUACAUUUGCUGCUUUCUUCGCAAGAGCCUUUGAUCAAAUAAGAAUGGGAGGAAUCAGUGAAUCUCAAGUCAAAUAUGUUGGAUCACAUGCUGGUGUUUCAAUUGGAGAAGAUGGACCCUCCUAAAUGGGUUUAGAAGACAUUGCCUUAUUCAGAACCAUCCCAAAUUGCGUUGUCUUGUAUCCCUCUGAUGGAGUCUCUGCCGAAAGAGCCAUUGAACUAGUUGCCAAUCACAAGUCUGCUUGCUACGUCAGAAUGAGCAGACCCUCAUUACCCAUUUUGUAUCCCAACAACGAAGUCUUCGAAAUUGGAAAAUCCAAAAUCCUAAAGCAAAAUGAUGAUGACAAGAUCUUGUUGAUUGGUGGAGGUGUGACUACUCAUGAAAUAUUCAAAGCAGCCAAAUAAUUGAGUGAAUAAGACAAGGUACACGUCACUGUUUUGGAUCUAUUCUCAGUUAAACCCCUUGAUCAUGAUGGUAUCCUUAAUGCUGCCAACAAAACUGCUUUGAAGACCAUUCUUGUAGUCGAAGAUCAUUAUAGUGAAGGAGGACUCUUUGAGGCUGUAUCCUCUGCUUUGAGUUUGGACAAACAAAUCAAGAUACAUUCCAUCCAUGUAGACAAAGUGGCUAAGAGUGGUACUCCAGCAUAAAUGUUAUCAUUGUAUCAUUUGGAUGCUGCAGGUAUUAUUGCUAAAGUCAAGUCAAUUAUUUAAUGACGAAUCAAAACAUCAUAAAUAACAACAAAAUAUACAAUU